GUUUUUUUUUUUUUUUUUUCCCUGUUGAAGACUAAUUUGUGCAUCAUUUCUGAGAAUUAUCAUCAAUUUCUGAGAAUUUCCAUCAAUGCUCAUCAAUGCUGAGAAUUUAUGCAUAGAGAACAUGAAGUUCUUUUUUUUCCAAUUAUCAUCAAUGCUUCACUCCACUUUCCCAUGAUCCCAAUUCUUCACUUCCUCUUCAACUCCACUUCUCACCUUUCAUUCUGUCCAAAUUCUCAAAUCUCAAUUCCUUCAAAACCCUAACCCAAACCCUGAUAAGGGUUUUGAACAAUUUCUCUAAAUUCAUCAUUUCCUCCAUCAAAUACCAAAAUUUCUUCCCAACCCACAAAAAUUCAAACCAAAAGCUUGCAUUUUUCUCAUCUGGGCACCAUUAAUUUUUCCAUCUUUCAUCAAGUCACAAACGUGCUUAUUCACUUAAUCACUUUUUCAACAUGCACAUAAAAACUGAUUCUGAUGUCACCAGUUUCGACCCAUCAUCACCAAGAUCACAAAAACAAACCCCUUAUUACGUUCAAAGUCCUUCAAGAGAAUCUUCUCAUGAUGGUGACAAAUCAUCAACAAUGCAACCAAGUCCAAUGGAUUCACCUUCACACCAAUCCUAUGGUCACCAUUCAAGAGCUUCUUCUUCAAGUAGAAUCUCUGGUGGUUAUAAUAGCUCCUUUUUAGGUAGAAAAGUGAAUAGAAAAGUGAAUGAUAAAGGGUGGAUUGGAUCUAAGGUGAUUGAAGAAGAAAAUGGUGGUUAUGGUGAUUUUGAUGGUGAUGGAAAUGGAGUUUCGAGGAGGGUUCAGUUUUUCGUUGCAGUUGUUGGGUUUGUGUUGGUUUUUAGUUUGUUUUGUUUCAUCAUUUGGGCUGCUAGCUUGCAUUACAAACCUCAGCUCAGUGUCAAGAGUUUGACAGUACAUAACUUCUACUUUGGAGAAGGGUCAGACGUCACUGGAGUUCCAACUAAGAUGCUUACAGUGAACUGUUCGAUGAGAAUGUUAGUGCAUAACCCUGCAACCUUUUUCGGCAUUUAUGUCAGCUCCAAGUCGGUGAAUCUUAUGUAUUCUGAUCUUACAGUUGCGACUGGUGAGUUGAAGAAAUAUCAUCAACAGCGAAAGAGUCGCCGAACAGUGUCUGUGAAUAUACAAGGAAGCAAGGUUCCAUUGUACGGCGCUGGUGCAGACGUAGCUAGCUCGGUAGACAACGGUAAAAUAUCGUUAACGCUUGUCUUUGAAGUUAAGUCGCGCGGAAAUGUUGUAGGCAAGUUGGUGAGGACUAAACACACACAGCGUGUCUCUUGCUCAAUAGCCGUUGACCCCCACAACAACAAGUACAUCAAACUUAAAGAGAAUGAAUGUAGAUACAACAUCUAAGUGGUUUUGGUAUAACAGUAACAAGUUUCUUGUGAGCUAUUUCAGUUCAUUCUACUGGCUUGAGAUAUAUUAAGGGUUUGUUUGGAUCAACUUAUUUGAGCUUAGUUAUGACAAUUGUGAGGGUGCUUAGGAGAGUUUAUGAAAACAAUUUAUGAAUGUCCAUUAGCUGUUUAUAGUCUAUUUUCAUAGAGGAUACCAUAUGAAAAAAACUUAUAGUUUAUAUAAAAAUAUAUCGACUUUAUUGUGUUUUUGUUA
This is a messenger RNA of Medicago truncatula (barrel medic), 1628 nucleotides long. RefSeq lists its product as uncharacterized. NCBI's taxonomy places the organism in Eukaryota, Viridiplantae, Streptophyta, Magnoliopsida, Fabales, Fabaceae. The transcript has 3 exons. The coding region runs from base 450 to 1373 and encodes 307 amino acids. The record is from RefSeq and is a predicted model, not a curated record.